ACUUUAAUUUUUCUUUAAAACUUUUAAUUUCUGUCAGCCUGAGUUUUCAAAGCACACACCUGUUCCCAACUGCCAAUCAGAGGCCUUAAUAGAGCGGACAGACCCUCAUGAGUUCAGCAGCUUUCACUGGCAGGAAGAUGGGAUCACUGAGGACCAGCACAACUUGGGGCCAACCUCUAUGGCUCCUCGCCUCCAUCCUGUUGGUCUCUGGUCCCGCCUCUUCUCUGGAGCUUCUGCGGUGUAACUUCUGCCCUCUGCUCGAAAAAUCAGAGUCGUGUCCGUACUUCACCACAGAGUGUCCGCCCGGCGAGUACUGCACCAGCUCCAGAGGCUUCUACGGCGCCCUCCACGUCCUGUCCGCUCAGGGCUGCGUCAGAGCCGACCUCUGCGGCUCCUCUGAGAUGGUCACUUACAGAGGGGUACAAUAUAAAGUUCGUUACGCUUGCUGCUGCCAAAACGAGUGCAACGAAGUGCCGGAAUCCAAAAUCACACUGAAGGAGCUGCUGCAGAUGAUCAAGGCUAAAGCAAAUGAGACUGAGGCUGCUGUGGAGAGGCCUUUGGAUGUGUGUGCAAACAGCACACUGACAGAAAUGACUGCAGCUCCUGCUAUCAAAGCAUAGAUUAGUGUCUGAGUCUGAAGGGUGGCCUGUUAACCUGCAGGAGUCUCCAAAUAGAAGCAGCAUUUAGUCAAAUGUUUGCACUUGUGAUUCGCUCUUUGUGUUUAUUAUAAAGACAGUAAGAGAGGGGGAAAAAAAA
Messenger RNA from Oryzias melastigma (Indian medaka), 756 nucleotides. RefSeq names its product bouncer (gene bncr). The record is from RefSeq and is a predicted model, not a curated record. NCBI's taxonomy places the organism in Eukaryota, Metazoa, Chordata, Actinopteri, Beloniformes, Adrianichthyidae. Bases 108 to 620 code for a protein of 170 amino acids. The transcript has 2 exons.